Cariama cristata (Red-legged seriema) is the source of this 916-nucleotide messenger RNA. It is a transcript of the gene CDO1, whose product is annotated as cysteine dioxygenase type 1. NCBI's taxonomy places the organism in Eukaryota, Metazoa, Chordata, Aves, Cariamiformes, Cariamidae. Gene Ontology annotation, molecular function: ferrous iron binding; cysteine dioxygenase activity. Gene Ontology annotation, biological process: L-cysteine catabolic process. The record is from RefSeq and is a predicted model, not a curated record. The transcript is spliced from 5 exons. Bases 1 to 561 code for a protein of 186 amino acids.
AUGUCGGUAGCAGAAACCGCUGCGCGGAGGUUGCGCGGCGUGCUGGGGUCAGGGAGCAGACCGCUCCAAAGCGGGCGUUUGGUAGAGAGGGUCGGUAGAGAAGCCGCAAACACUUUGUAUUGCAGGUAUACCAGAAAUCUUGUGGACAAUGGAAAUGGAAAGUUCAACUUGAUGAUCUUGUGCUGGGGUGAAGGGCAUGGCAGCAGCAUCCAUGAUCACACUGACUCACACUGCUUUAUGAAGAUCCUUCAGGGAAAUCUAAAGGAGACUCUGUUUGAAUGGCCUGAGAAAAAAGGGAAUGGUGAAAUGACUAAGAAAUCAGAACGAGUUUUGAGGGAAAAUCAAUGUGCCUACAUUAAUGACUCCAUUGGCCUGCACCGUGUGGAGAACAUAAGCCACACAGAGUCUGCUGUUAGCCUGCAUUUGUACAGCCCGCCCUUCGACAGCUGUAAUACCUUUGAUCAGAGGACUGGGCACAAGCACAAAGUCAAGAUGACCUUCUACAGCCAGUUUGGAGAACGGACUGUCUGUGCAACAGCAGUGCCGCAGGAGAACAACUGAGAAGCACCAGCACGUGUUUGCAUAAGACCUACUGAAUUUUUAACCAGGGACAGAAGACUUGCAUGGCUAAGGCCAACAGCCAGCUCUAUUUCUAUACCUUGUACAUAAGAGUACACUAGGGCAGCUUCCAGGCAACCCACAGUUCCCCUGAGCGAAUGCCAAGUAUGGGACACUAAGCUAACAAGUGCCACAAACUACUUCAGAGGUUAGAUGCCUUUUCUUAGGCUCCUGUCAGAAUGAAGUAAUUUGUUUUCUGAUUCUAGUCUCCUUUUAAUUUCACUUCUGAUACCACACUGAGAAUAUCAGAAAUAGGGGUUUUAAACAUCAUCUGACGCUACUUAAUAGACCUACGUGU